AUGUCGAUCUCAGGACGCUAUACUCGCUACAUAGCGUUUGUCCUAGUGGGCCUGACAUUCUUCUACUUCUUCUCCCGAUCCUCUCUACAGAUUCCAACCCCCGCCGCAAUCUCCCGACCUCUAACCCACACCUCCUCUUCAUACGAAGAAUUCAAGGACCAUAAAUUCCAGACCAAUGGCACUCACAGCGCCGAGCGAGUAAAUGCCACAUUUGUGACCCUCGCCCGUAACAGCGACAUUUGGGAGAUCGCCAACUCCAUCCGCACGAUCGAGGACCGAUUUAAUCGAAACUAUAACUAUGAUUGGGUCUUCCUGAACGACAAGGAGUUUGACGAUGACUUCAAGAAGCUUACCACCGCACUCGUCUCCGGUACUACCCACUAUGGUCUGAUUCCCAAUGAACAUUGGUCCUACCCCGAGUGGAUCGACCAGGACAAGGCGAAGGAAGUGCGCGAGGAGAUGGGUCGCAAGAAGAUCAUCUACGGUGACUCCGAGAGCUAUCGCCAUAUGUGCCGUUAUGAAUCUGGUUUCUUCUUUCGUCACCCCCUUAUGAUGAACUAUGAGUAUUACUGGCGUGUUGAACCCAGCAUCCAGCUCUACUGUGAUCUUUCUCUGGAUCCCUUCCGUUAUAUGAAAGAGAACAACAAGAUGUACAGCUUUGUCAUCAGUUUGCUGGAGUACUACGAGACAAUUCCCACUUUGUGGGAUAGUGUGAAGGGAUUUGUGAAAAAGCACCCUGAGUACAUUCCCAGUGGCAACGCCAUGGACUUCAUCAGCGAUAACAAUGGUGAUACCUACAACAAGUGUCACUUCUGGUCAAAUUUCGAGAUUGGUAGCCUGGAGUGGUUGCGGUCCCCGGCGUACAUCGACUAUUUCUCCCAGUUAGAUCAGGAUGGUGGAUUCUUCUACGAGCGAUGGGGUGACGCACCGGUCCACUCUAUUGCCGCAUCGAUCCUGUUGAAGAAGGAGCAAAUCCACUUCUGGGAAGAGAUUGCCUACUACCACGUACCUUUCACACAUUGUCCGACUGAGGAGACGAAGAGGCUGGACCUCCGCUGCAACUGCAAGCCAGAGGAAAACUUUGACUGGAAAGGCUACUCCUGCACUAAUCACUGGUACGAGGUCAACAACCUGCAAAAGCCCAAGGGCUGGAAUGAUUAA
Messenger RNA from Penicillium taxi, 1161 nucleotides. Its product is annotated as glycosyltransferase family 15 protein. The record is from RefSeq and is a predicted model, not a curated record. Gene Ontology annotation, molecular function: alpha-1,2-mannosyltransferase activity. NCBI's taxonomy places the organism in Eukaryota, Fungi, Ascomycota, Eurotiomycetes, Eurotiales, Aspergillaceae. Gene Ontology annotation, biological process: protein O-linked glycosylation; protein N-linked glycosylation; cell wall mannoprotein biosynthetic process. The transcript has 4 exons. Gene Ontology annotation, cellular component: Golgi apparatus; membrane. Bases 1 to 1161 code for a protein of 386 amino acids.